Nasonia vitripennis (jewel wasp) is the source of this 1149-nucleotide messenger RNA. Its product is annotated as NAD-dependent protein deacylase. Lineage: Eukaryota; Metazoa; Arthropoda; Insecta; Hymenoptera; Pteromalidae. Bases 96 to 902 code for a protein of 268 amino acids. The record is from RefSeq and is a predicted model, not a curated record. Gene Ontology annotation, molecular function: protein-malonyllysine demalonylase activity; NAD+ binding; protein-succinyllysine desuccinylase activity. The transcript is spliced from 5 exons.
UUGUCAGUUUUCUGAAUAGGAAAUACCUAAGCCUGCAACCUCUGUUAGUUGUUCCAUACUUGCGCUAUUUCCGACUUGUCAUUCACAGCUCAUUUAUGAAUUCAAUUAUGAAGUCUUUUAGAGAAACCUUAUCAACAGCAAAAAAUAUAUUAAUUUUAACUGGAAGCGGAAUUUCCGCCGAGUCUGGUGUACCAACAUUUCGCGGUGCCGGUGGUUUUUGGAGAAAAUAUCAGGCUACUAGUUUAGCAACACCAGAAGCUUUUGCUGCUAAUCCGUCAUUAGUUUGGGAAUUUUACGAAUAUAGAAGAACAUUAGUUAGCAAAGUUCAUCCAAAUAAGGCCCACGAGUCUAUUGCUGAAUUUCAAAAUCGUUUGUCAAACGAAGGCAGAAACGUCACUAUCGUGACACAGAAUAUUGAUGGUUUACAUCAAAAGGCCGGGGCAAAAGAUGUGAUAGAACUUCACGGAUCUCUCUAUAGAACUAGAUGUACAAAGUGUAAAAAUAUAGAUUACAAUGAUACUAUUCCGAUUUGUCCUGCUUUAGAAGGAAAAAUAUCAGCAGAUCCAGAUUUUGUAUCAUCAAACAUUCCUGUAAAAGAUUUACCCAGAUGUCGAAAAGGCAAUUGUGGCGCGCUUUUACGCCCGGAUAUCGUCUGGUUUGGGGAAGGACUUGAUUCUCAAGUUUUGGAUAAAGCUCAUGAAGCUGUACAAUCUUGUGACGCCUGCCUAAUCAUAGGAACAUCAUCUAUUGUAUAUCCUGCUGCAAUGUUUGCACCUCAAGUUGCUCAGAGAGGCGUUCCAGUUGCAGAGUUUAAUAUUGAAACAACUCCAGCCACAAGGGAGUUUCAGUACCACUUUGAAGGACCAUGCACCGUAACAGUACCAGAAGCAUUGGCACCAUAGUGUAUUUAAUAUGUUACAAAAAAAGUAAAACUGUACAUAUUUUUUUUAAAUUUAAAUAUAAAAAACGUCUAAAUACAUACCUUCAACAUGGCACACUUCCACGUCAAUUCCUAGACGCUCCAAAUACUGUAGCCACAACUUUUGUUUUUCAGAUAAUGUAUCACCUGGCCCUUUAACUUCAACAAUUUUACACUAGAGAACAUUAAAGAUGAAUUAUUAAUAAUAAACCCACGGCCAAUUAAAAUAU